Molecule: messenger RNA, 4968 nt
Organism: Osmerus eperlanus (European smelt)
Lineage: Eukaryota; Metazoa; Chordata; Actinopteri; Osmeriformes; Osmeridae
Product: zinc finger protein 711-like
Exons: 9
Coding region: 612-3215 (867 amino acids)
Biological process (GO): regulation of transcription by RNA polymerase II
Cellular component (GO): nucleus
Molecular function (GO): RNA polymerase II transcription regulatory region sequence-specific DNA binding; DNA-binding transcription factor activity, RNA polymerase II-specific; metal ion binding
Source: RefSeq, a predicted model, not a curated record
CGACGAACCUGAUUGGCCGAGGCCUUGCAAAGAGUGCCCGGGGAUCCAAAAGUACAGGCCGCAUUUAGCUUACUGUCGAAAAAUAAACCAAAACAAUAACAGACUAAAUCAAGAAAGGAUAAAAAUCUGCGAUAUAUUUGAAGGAGUUCAUAAGCAGGACUAUCCAUCCCAAUGGAAGAAGGGAAUAGGGACAGAACAUUGUUGCUAUUUUAGUCUUUGCAUCAAAUGUGAAGUUUCUUCUCUAGCCAACAACUUGAGCUUGAGCUGCUGAAAUUUCCUAGCCGUGGAAGCCGAAGGAGGGAAUCGGACUGCGUUCGUUCUCCAGUAUUCAAGAGCAAUGCUAGGGCCCCAGUUUCAGGGCAAGUCUACAGGCUAUGUCAUUAUACAUUUAAUUUAAUUGGAAACGAUGCAGAUAGCAGGUAUGAGUGUUUACCAUGCUAUAUCGGGCCAAUACGGUAUCAACGACUAGUAUCGGUGCAUCUCUUGUCCAAUCCUUUCUUAAAAUCUUUGUAAUAGAAAUGUUCAAAUAAAAUAAUGAAAAUAAAAACAUGGUUGACUGGUGAACUGUGGAUCUAACGCCUGUCUAUCAAAGCCUUCUUUAGACCCUAAAGAUGGACCACGGUGGAGGGGUCUUGGAGCUGCACACCCAGGAGUUGAAGAUGCCCCAUACGAUGAUCAUGCAGGAUUUUGUAGCAGGGAUGGGAGGCUUGGCUCACAUUGACGGGGAGCACAUCGUAGUGUCUGUGCCCGAGGGCAUGCUGCUGUCUGACGUGAUGACUGAUGAAGGCAUCCUCCUUGAGCAUGGCCUAGAGGUGGAGAGUCUACAGACGGAAGUGGAAGUUGAUGGCUUGGAGGCACACGUGGUCGAUGGCCUGGAAGAGGAAGUGGAGGGCUUAAAUGCAGAGGUGGUGGAAGGCCUUGGAACAGAGGUAGUGGAGCUUGAGGCACAAGUGGUGGAUGGCUUGGAGGAGGAGGUGGAAGUGGAGGAAGAGGGUUUGGAGGCAGAGUUUAUAGAAAGCCUGGAAGCAGAGGUAGAGGUUGAAGGCCUUCAGACGGAGGUGGAAGAAGAGGAGCAGGACCUUGACCAGGAGGACAUAUCUUCGGAUGGAGUGAUGAUGCCAGAGUCCAUCCUGGGGUCAGAGGUUGCGAUAGAGGAUGCCCUAGACUCUCACCACCACGUCCUGACCUCUGAACUUGUCCAUCACCAUGACAACAUGCCAGACCAAGUGUUUGUGGCAGAACUGCUGUCAGAGCACCAGCAGGGGGUGCUAGAUCAGGAACUGGCUGAAGAAGAGGUGCUAGGGGAAGAGGAGGAAGAGGCCCAGGAUCGGGAAGAGCUGGGUGAGGAGGCUGUGGCUCUACAGACAGACGAGGAAGAGGAGGAUGUCAGGAGCAACUCCGAGGACUACCUCAUGAUCUCCUUGGAUGAUGUGGGGGAGAAGCUAGACAUCGGAGACACUCCUUUGGAGAUCAGCACAGAAGGAAUAGAGGAAGAAGAGAACAAGCAGGAUGGAUCUGAGGUCAUCAAGGUCUACAUCUUCAAAGCCGAGGCCGAUGAGGACGUGGAGAUAGGGAGCACAGAGGUGGUGUCAGAGUGUGACUUCCAGAACGGCCAUGCAGUGCUGGAGUCUGGGUCUGGGGCCCGGCUGGGACGAGAGAAGAUGGUCUACAUGGCUGUCAAAGACACUGCCCAGGGAGAUGAGGAGGAACUCAACGUAUCAGACAUGGCUGAGCAGGUGUACAUGGAGGUUAUAGUAGGAGAGGAUGAGUCGGCUGCCAACCAGGACUCCCACUUGGAUGAAUCCCCCAACAACAAGAUGUUCGUCCCCGUGUCCUGGGCUGCUGCCUGUGGUGUAACAGGUGUAGGAAACAACCCAGACGCCUUGAAGAACGGCGCAGCCACACCCUACCUCCAGAUCAGAGAGAGCCUUGCGGCCAACCGCAUGCUCAAACAAAAGACCAAGAAGAAGAAGAAAGGGGAGGCUCGACAAUUCCAGACCGCAGUGAUCAUUGGUCCCGACGGCCUGCCUCUCACCGUCUACCCAUGCCACGUUUGCGGCAAGAAGUUCCGCUCACGAGGCUUCCUCAAGUGCCACAUGAAAAACCACCCAGACCAUCUGCUCAAGAAGAAAUACCAGUGUACUGACUGCGAUUUCACCACCAACAAGAAGGUCAACUUCCACAACCACCUGGAGAGCCACAAGUUGCUGAUCCAUCGAGGAGGUGGCAGCAGUGGAGGUGGAGGCGAGCGUGGCGACCGCAGCCCGGAGUAUACAGAGUACACACGGCGCUACCAUGAGGCAAGUCCUUUAGGAUCUAACAAGCUCAUCCUGAGAGAUAAGGAGCCCAAACUCCACCACUGUAAAUACUGUGACUAUGAGACCGCCGAGCAGGGCCUGCUCAACCGCCACCUGUUGGCCGUGCACAGCAAGAACUUUGCACACGUGUGCGUGGAGUGCGCCAAGGGCUUCCGACAUCCAUCAGAGCUAAAGAAGCACAUGCGCACGCACACAGGAGAGAAGCCCUACCACUGUCCGCACUGUGAGUUCCGGUGCGCCGACCAGUCCAACUUAAAGACUCACAUUAAGAGCAAGCAUGGGGCAGACCUCCCCUACAAGUGCAGCCAUUGCCCUCAGGCCUAUGCCGACGAGCUGGAGCUGCAGCGACACAUGGAGGUGGUACAAGGCCACAAGACCCACCAGUGUCCACACUGCGAGCACAAGAGCACCAACUCCUCUGACCUCAAACGCCACAUCAUCUCUGUGCACACCAAGGACUUCCCCCACCAGUGCGAUGUCUGCGAGAAGGGCUUCCACAGGCCCUCCGAGCUCAAGAAGCAUGCCGAGUCCCACAAGGGCAACAAGGUGCACCAGUGUCGGCACUGCAACUUCACCACCUCUGACCCCUUCACCCUAAGCCGGCACAUCUUGUCAGUGCACACAAAGGACCUCCCCUUCAAGUGUAAGCGCUGCAGGCGUGGUUUCAGACAGCCAGUGGAGUUGAAGAAGCACAUGAAGACUCACAGCGGCAGGAAGGUGUAUCAGUGCCAGUAUUGCGAGUACAACAGCACAGACGCCUCUGGGUUCAAACGUCACGUAAUCUCCAUCCACACCAAGGAGUACCCCCACCGCUGUGACUACUGUCUCAAGGGGUUUAGGCGGCCCUCUGAGAAAAGCCAACACAUAGCUCGCCACCACAAGGACAUGCUGAUGUAGACCUGGCGAGGAGACCACAGAGGCUAGAAGCUCACACAGACGCUCCUCUCUAUUGUCGAUCUGCUUCACGAGACAGUUAAACAAGGUGAUGGAAAACCUCGACCAUUGUAAACGAUGAAGAUCAUGAUUAGAACAAUAUUCUAGCUGACCAAUUUCUGUUCUGUGGUGAUGUGAAAGUAGUUCUUAAUGAACCCAACAUCACCUUACACCCCCUCUCCCUCUUCUUAAAAGCAGUGGGAGAAUAUAUGUGGGUGGGAUGGGGUGAGGCAAGGUGUGUAAAGACUUUAUCCAUGUGGUGGGACGACUAUAUAUCUAGUCGUUGUUGUUAAUGUUUUGUUUUUGCUGCAGAGGAAAUUGCAUAUGAACAUUUAUUCAGGGUUUUGAAAUGUCUAUUUUUAUACAGAGUGACCUGCUUGGCUGCGAAGCUGAGAAAACAACGUCCUUCAAGACAGGACGUGGUGCUUAGUGACCAUCUCACACUUUCUCUUUCCAGAUAUAACAGACUGAUAAAGAUGACCCCAUUAUCCCUCUAUUCCCCUCCCCCACCCAUUAACUUUUACCUUAACAUUUAGUUUUAAAUGCAAUUGCAAUCAUGUCAGUGGAGAGGUUAGUGAGGUCAGGAACAAUGUGGAACCAAGUUUACAAACACAAAGGCACCUUGAAGGGAUGCUCCAGCAGUUUGAACGAUUACUGCUCAUUUUCUGUUUGACCCUGGGGAAGUCUGACAAGAGGUCUUGUCUUGUUUUGUUUGCUAAGUGAUUAGCCUAUUCAAAUAUAUAUAUAUAUAUAUAUAUAUAUUUAAUGGAAAAGGGUUCAAAACAGACCUAUGAUGUUUCUGGGGAAAUUAUCACAAAGGACCAGGGUGAGUGGAAAAUUAGGUGUGAUGAGGUGUGUUAAACUGCUGGAAAAUCUUUUUAAUGUAUAAAAUAUUGGUGCCGAUUAUUAUUAUUAAUCCUUCAAUGUAUUGAUGUCAAUGUAAGCUUGAUGGCUGGAAAACGUUAUAGUUUGGUUCGAACUCAAACCAGUCUCACCUCUGUCCCUUGUGAAUGCCACUGUACUCUGUGUAUGUGUUCAUAUGCAGUAUAAACACGUAUGAAAAAAGCAUGUUUACCAUAGCCAACCAAGGGAUCUGUUGGUCAUGCCUUACAUACGUUCUGUUCUCCUGCACUGAACUCAAAUCAGCCGAAAUAUUGAGCUUGACAUCUUAAUGAAAUCCUGUCAGGUGAUGAAAGCAGCAUUCUCAGUGAGAUUAUAUAUAUAUGUUUAUGUCUGUAGGAAGCACUUUAACUGUUAUUCUUCACUACAAGAAGGGGCGAUAUAUGUAUUCCCUGGAUGUAAUAAGACAAUUACUGGGCUUUCAUGAGUGGAUCGUGUUUGGUUUGGAUGCAGCCUCAGGAUGGCAGGAAAGAUUAUUCAUUUAUUAAUAACAAGCUGUUGGUCAUCCUUGUUUUGUUCCCUGGUAUGCAACUGACUCGUGAAUGGUUGAGCUUUGUGUUAAGUUUCCUGUUCACUUCCCCAACCCACACACCUCCACCACUACCCAUUCUCACACAUUGAAUGGUUAAGAUAUAUUGAUGAGGUAUAUUUCUCUUAAGUAUUCCACAUAAUGCUGUUUCCAUUCAAUUCAAUUAGUGUUUGAAGAAAAGAAAUCCACAAAAUGCAUUUCUUCAUGUACCUUCUGUUAAGUUUUUUUCAGUAUGAUUGUUGACAAACUACUGGUGGGGAGGAACCAAAAUAAACAAAUAUCUUUUUA